AUGCAUCUGCACGCAGGCGAGGUGCACCUCCAGUAUUUCAUGCCCCGCCAGCAGCAGGACGCAACCGACCUUCCGGACCUGGCAGCCAGCACCUCCUCCGCAGCUUCGCCGGCCGCCACCAUGUGGGAGUAUCACCAAGCGCAUGCGGCCUUGCAGCCUUCCCCCUCCUGGAGCCCCUACACCGGGCCGUCCACCGCGGCUCUCCUCGAUGGCUCGACCUUCGCCGCCGACUCGGUGGCAGGCGCGGCCGACAUGAGGCUGCCGGUCGGCGAGCACGUCCACGGCCAGGCCUGGAGCCACGACGAACUAAGCAACGACAACACCGGCUACAGGGAGAACUUCCUGGACCUGCUCGCAUCGAAGAACGUGACACAGGAGAUGUUCGAGGACGUCCCGGCCGGCCGUUAUGCCGCCGCACCCGCCCUCGCGGCACGGUUCGAGGCAGGCUCCGACGUUUCUCCGAUCAAGUACGAGGUUGUCGCCUCGCCGUUGUUCAUGGGGAGCGGUUCUAAUGCUGCGCUCGAGGCCCAGGGGAUGAACAUGAUGAGCGGCAUGCCAUCCUACGCCGACGACCACCACCACCAUCAGAGGAAGGAAGGCAUCAACCACCCGCAGCAAGAACAUGGGAACCCCAUGGCUUCCUUUCUGCAGCACAUAAGUACUCGCACUAGUGCCGCCAUGCACGCUAGCCUGGAUUAUUCAGGCUUGGGAGCGCUUGACAAGAUUUGCCAGGACGGCCGAGCAAUGGAGGCGGCGAGCCCUUUUAGCUUGAGGAGUCUGCCGGAUUUCGGCUCUAUCGGCGGCUACAAACCAACCAAGGAAUCGACGUUGGUGCCACCGUACAUGAGAUCCGCCGACAGGCCAGACAGAAGCAGACAAGAGCAAGAGAUCCUGCCCGCUAGGAGUAGUAGCAGCGGCAGUGGACCGCCGGCGGCGACUGAUCGUAAGAAGCGAACAUCUGAGGAAAGGCGAGAAAGCACUGUCAAGAAGUCCAAGCAGGAGGCAUCCACAGCAUCACCUCCUAAGCAACCAGUUCCUAAAGUGAAGCUGGGGGAGAAGAUCACAGCACUGCAGCAAAUCGUUUCGCCGUUUGGGAAGACAGACACAGCAUCGGUGCUGUUUGAAACGAUCAAGUAUAUCAAGUUUCUGCACGAGCAAGUACAGCUGCUGAGCGAGCCGUACACGAACGCGAGCAGGAACAAGGGUAACUGCAGCAACCUUCUUCCAUGGGGAGAGCGCGCGGAGGCGAGCAAGGGGGAGGGGGAGCAUGACCUGAGGGAGAGAGGGCUUUGCUUGGUCCCUGUCUCGUGGACCCCUGAGGUGUACCGGGACGGCAACGCCAUGGACUACUGGACGCCGGCGUACAGGGGCUGCCUCUACCGGUGA
Molecule: messenger RNA, 1386 nt
Organism: Triticum turgidum subsp. durum (durum wheat)
Lineage: Eukaryota; Viridiplantae; Streptophyta; Magnoliopsida; Poales; Poaceae
Source: the annotation of a GenBank genome assembly